This is a messenger RNA of Drosophila montana, 1896 nucleotides long. Its product is annotated as isochorismatase domain-containing protein 1. The record is from RefSeq and is a predicted model, not a curated record. Gene Ontology annotation, cellular component: cytoplasm. NCBI's taxonomy places the organism in Eukaryota, Metazoa, Arthropoda, Insecta, Diptera, Drosophilidae. The transcript has 3 exons. The coding region runs from base 73 to 702 and encodes 209 amino acids.
UUGCGGGAACUUUCAAAUGAUUACAGAAAUUCUUUGAAAACCAAAAUUGUAUAGAUUUAUUUUAGAAAGAAAAUGGCCAAAAGUGUAGGACAAUCCCUUUACCGUUUGCAGCCAAAUAAAACGUUAUUUAUGUUAUGCGACAUUCAAGAAAAGUUCAAACCAGCAAUUCCGUUGCUUGGGGCGGUUAUAGAGAAUACUAAGAAAUUGAUAGAAGCUGGUAAGGUAUUCAAUGUACCACUAUUGGUUACAGAGCAAUAUCCGGAAAAGUUGGGCUCUACCGUUUGCGAGCUGGAUGUGCAACACGCUUGUGCUAUCGUGCCUAAGACCAAGUUCAGCAUGUUUGUGCCGCCAGUUGAAAAUAAGAUAAAAGAAAUUUUUGGCGACAAGCCCAAGACGGCAGUGUUGUUUGGAGUUGAGACGCAUGUGUGCAUAGAACAAACGGCGUUUGACCUUAUCAAUAAUAGUAUAGAUGUUUGGCUUGUCGCUGACUGCAGUGCCUCGCGUCUCAAUCAGGAUCGCGAUUUAGCCCUAGAGCGUCUGCGUCACAUAGGCUGUAUUAUAGCCAGCGCCGAGAGUAUCAUCUUUAAUCUGCUGGGCGACAAGGACCACGAGUCCUUCAAGAAGAUAGCGCCCCUUGUGAAGAAAGUGUCAACCGAAUUGAAUCUUUGGCAACCCACAGCGACUGCCAAGGGCAAGAACUGAUAUUGGCAAGCGGCGCCUUUCAUGUCUAUUCAUUUACCAUUAAGGUAGCAUUUUUGUGUUGCUCAUAGAAAUUAUGAAAGAAGGUACCAGAGAUAGGGCCCCGCCUGUCCUCGGCAAGCAUCGUCAUCUCAUAAACAUUUUGCCCAGCGGACAGCUGAAUGGAGCGUUACCUCAGCGGCGCCUUAUAAGCCAGCCAAGUAUCCAGUGAGCGAGCCAAGAGCAGCCUGUAUUGACGCCAAGCCUCUUUGCUGCCAAUUUAUGCGAAGACUUGGAGCGCCCCUUGUACGAGUAUUCCAGGCAGUUAAAUUUCAUGAUGCAAUCGAAACAAUCUCAGCAUGUUGUUUGCCUACGCGCUCGAGGCAACCGCCAGGUGACGGUGACAAUGUAGCAGGCGUCUGAUUGACUCAUAACAGGCCAAGAUCACAAUCUUAUCUGCAUGCCAGCUAGCCAGCCAGCCAGCCACAUUGCUCCCGGCUCUGUUGGCAAUUUAUUUGCCAAAGCCCUGCCAGCUGAGUGCCAGCUAGAUCGGAUCUUAAAGCACUCGCAAGUGAAACUGAUGGCGACGGCAUCGUGGCACGCGAUAUGCAAACAGCAUUGCCAACAUCUGGCCAAUUAUGCACCAGCUCGCUUAUCUAAUCCCAACCAAACAUUAAGCCUCAGCUAAGCCUCCAACGCAACGUGUGAAGAACUGCGUAAACGCCAAGCUGGGACAACGGUAUCAUGCGUAAAAGUUGACCAGCUUUGGCAUGGCCAGCUGCCAGCUGAUUGCAGGCUGCAGCCUGUUGCCAGUUGCUAACACAACCAGCGGCCAUAAAUUUCCGGCCCGAGGCUUGGGACCGGUUCGAAGGCCCGAUGCGCACUUGGCAUAUUAAUAAAUUUUGGCUUUGCAAAGCGAUAAAAAUGAUAAAUCUGUGAAAUUGCCAUACCAUGUGCAAAUGAACAGGCGAUCAGAUCAGGGAGCUCCAGCUGGAGCUCAUCGCUGCUGCUGCCAGGGAAUUUAUGUGCUUGCUGCCUGGCAAGUGGCAACUGCAACUGCAAAUGCGCUCCAAAAUCGAAUUCUAUAAAAAUUUAAGGACGAGCUUGCCGAUGUAUUUAUACACUCAAUUUAUAUGAGCUUAAAUUUUCGAGCUUGGAACUCGCAAUUUUAAAAACCCAAGCAAAACAAAAAUUAGAGUUAUAGUUUAUGGUCAAAAU